CGGAGCUCACGAGGGGAGGCAAUUGGUUCCGUGCAAGAGCCCACCUAGGGGAGCGAGCUGGCAAGCGUGUGAGUCCGCACCCCGCAGCCCCCAGUCAGAAUCCAGGAAGCAUCCACCAGGAAGCUCAAGGGGCCUGCAGCGGAGCGAGGGGCCCACCGGGCGUUGGCACAGGCAGGCGCGCCUGCGUCUCUGUCUCGAAAGCGGGGAGGACGCCUCAGUGUCGCGACCUGAGCCAUUCAACAGCUGGCCUCGCCCUCAGCAGUCGCAGACAGCGACCAGGAGCGUUGAUGGUUGACACUGCGGCGCCUGGAGGGAGGUGGCUGCAGGAGCAGUGGCGGUUCCGCUAUUCCAGUGGAGCCAAGCGCGGAGGUACAGUGGCUGCCGAGGCGCCCGUGGCCCUGCCUUAGGAUGCCACAGCACAGUGAGUGCUCACCAUGAAGACUUCCCAGGAAUCGUGGCCUUUGUGAUAUUCCCUUCUUUGGCACAUUUCCCACAUAAGGUGGCGACUGGUAGUCUGGAAUUUGGCUGGUAAUUUUCAGCCUGAAGCUAGAAGCUGCAAAACCCUGCCAAUGUCCUGAUAAGCAUUUCCCAUGAAUGAUACUCUGAUCGUUCAAGGAGUGAAGCAAGAGCCUGGCAGAUACUCAGCCACAUUCCUUUAAAUCCCUGAUGGCCUGUUUCAUGUGAGAGAAAGCAGUGGUGUGACGACACCAUGACAGUCACAGUGGUUUAUGAUAACUCUGAGGCAACAGAGCUCUGUGCUGCUCAGCACCUCUACCUCAAGCCUAUAGCAAAAUUAAUGAUCAACGUAUUGCUCCCAGAGUGUAUAGAACCCGUGAGGCCCUUCUCUAACUGGGAAGUUCUUGACCAACUGAAAAGUCUCAUUUGCCCUGACCAGUUCACCACAGUGAGACUCUCCAAGAGUACAAAAGACUUCAUCCGAUUUGAGGGUGAGGCUGAAACCCGAAGUUUGGUUCAGAUUCUGAAAGCGAAGUUACAUGGGAAGAUCAUCAAACUAAAUGGUUUGAAAACUGACUUAAAAGUAGUGGCUACAGAUGCCCAGGGAGAGUGGGAACACUUCCCCAAAGAGAAAGAGGCCUCAGUGACUGCGGGAGCUGAAGAACAAGACCAUGAUAAGAGCCCAGAUUCCAUCUAUUUUGAAGGCUUGCCCUGUAAAUGGUUUGCUCCUAAAGGUUCCAGUGGAGAGAAGCCCUGUGAAGAGAUCCUUCGAGUAGUCUUUGAGAGUUUUGGGAAGAUCAAGAAUGUGGAUAUCCCCAUGCUUGACCCCUACAGAGAAGUGAUGACAGGUGGGAGCUUUGGGGGUUUCAACUUUGGCUUGCAAACAUUUGAAGCCUUUAUCCAAUAUCAGGAGUCAACUGACUUUAUAAAAGCCAUGGAAUCCCUUCGAGGAAUGAAGCUCAUGCUUAAAGGAGAUGAUGGCAAGGCUCUGGCUUGUAACAUUAAGGUUAUGUUUGAUACAAGCCAGCAUUUCAGUGAAGGAGCUAUACAGAGGAGGAAUCAGGAAAGGCUAAAAUUACAAGAGCUGGAGGAAGAGAGGAAAAAGGAAAAGAAGAGAGAAGAGGAAGUAGCUGAAAGAAAAAGAAAAGAUGAAGUAAGAAAAGCCCAAGAGAAGAGAAAGAAGGCCAGGGACAGGAGGAGAGCUCUGAAGGAAAGAGACAGACACCGACAAAGAAAGGAGAAAGUGAAAGCCAAGACUGAGGCUACUCAGGAGCUGGACUCUACGGAGGAGUGGGGAGAGAGGAAGUGCCUGCUGGCUCAGAGGCGGGUUGAAGCCCUUCGUUUGCUCCGGGUCCUCCUGAAGAAAAUUGCAGGAUCCACACAGUGUAACCCACAGGAGGCUGAUGCUAUGAAGCCUGAAGCUCAUCAUGUCCCAGGGGCUGCAUUGAAACCUCCAGAGGAAGAAGAAUUAAACACACUGCAACUUGUAGAUCAGGAAGAAAUGCCAAGUAAUCAGGCUCCCAAGUCUGACGGUAAACAAAAACAAAAAGCAAAGAAAAGAACUAAGACCCACUUACAGAAGUCUUCACACAGCCCUGGGGUGAAACAAGUAAGAUACUCAGCUAGAAAAGAGGAAACUGGAAAAGUGUUAACUGAUGGGUGCGAUUACAGUUUGGUCUCUGACCAGAAUUCCUUGCAGAGUACAAUGAAUCCAGACCAGUCCAUUGAAAAAGAAGACCACGGAAGUUGUAACAAAUCACAUUCUUCUAGACAAGUUGUGCUAAACCAUGGUAGGAAACAGAAGAUCUAUGAAACAGAUGAAUUUAUUGACUAUCUAUUAAACUAUUAUCAGACUCCAGAAUAUGCCCGAUUCUGCCUGGAAGCGAGUCACCUAACAAGCGCAAGUCAGUGGCAGAGAGAUGUCUACGCCAAGGGGGAUGGAUUUCAGGUCAAUCUGAGAAAGCACAGGUGCCACUCAACCAGUCUGAGUGAAGUUGAGAGCCUGGAGGGGAAAGAACAGGAUCACGAGCAGGACUGGCCAAAGGUGUAUAUGAAGGCUCCUGAGAGCAAGUCAGAAAAGACAGAGAAGGUCAAUUAUGCCAAAGAAUUUACUAAGAAAUCUAAAAACCGUUGCAAGGACAUAGCAUGUGAAACUGAAGAUCACCUGUCCCCAACUGAUGGUGAAAGCUACCCAGUGGAAAAGAUUCAUAGACGAGUCAAAGAUUCUCAAAACACAAGAAAAAGUCCAGGUUCCUCAUCCCUAAGGUCAGUAGAUGUAGGUUUGCCAUUGGCAGACUUCUUGGAGGAAAUUAGUAGUGAUUCUGAGUGCUUCAGUGAAACUCUUACCAUAAAUGAAGAGGAGGAAGAAAGGUCUGUGGCUGUCUAUAAUAGCUCCCCUGAAAGAAGACCUCUUGGCACUGACAAAAUCAUUACUUGCAAACAGAAAACUAGAUCAAGUCAGCAGACCUUGUAUUCAGAGUGGAAACAUGACACUGAGGAAAAAUACUCUAAACACAAGGUUAGGGCACCAGGUAAAAGGUCCAAGUAUGAACUGAGAUAUUCGUGGCUUGAGGAUGAAUGUGAUUCCGUUCAAGUUGACAAGAACAUAAGCAAAACUAGAGAAAAAAUAGCUCCCAAGUACAUGCUUGAUGAAGGCUACUACCAUGAAUCCAGUUCCAGUGAUGAAUUAGAAAGCAUCACAAGAAAGAGGAGGAGACUUACUGGCAGUAUGUUUGGCCAGAAUGUGAACUAUAGACCCAUUCAUAUGCCAUUAAUGCCACCAAAACGUGCUAGAGCUUUCUAUUUGGGAUAUUUCUCCAGAAAAAGACAGAAUCCUUGGAAGGCAGAAUAUAACCAGGAUGUAAGAAGGUUUAAAAGAUAUGAAAGUUCUGAAGAUUAUAUGCUUGACUCUGGUAAUUAUUAUGUUAGUCGUGACAACCAGGAGCACAUUGAGUAUGGAAGCUACUUAGGAGACAGCUACUCUGGCUCUUUGUAUUUUAAAAUGUUCUGAUGGCCACUUUGAACAGGAACACCUUUAUUUACAGGAAACAACUGAUGAAAAGAAAAACUUCAAACCAAAUAUAGUUAUGUUGUUAGCAACCACAGAGCAAGAACUAGAAGAGGGUCAAGUGCAAAAUCUUGUUCCUCUUGCCAAAGUUUCAAGUGUGGGUCAAAAUGACUGCAGGCAUGUCAGCAAGGAAAUAGAAAACCUGUAGGUUCUGAAGCUUGGGGAAACAAUGUAAUUGCAAAACUUCAUGGUCCAAGGACAGAUUUUAUUUUAAGCUUUAAUUUGGUGCCAGUAAAGGAAGCAGACUAGCAUUAAGAAGGCUGACUUAUCCUUCUAUGGCUCUUUUGCUGUCACAACAUCUUGCAUCAUCUGUCUUCAAAGAGAAUAAUAGUGGACAAAAAGGCAUCUUUUGCUGUGUUCUUAGAUUUGGUCAGAAGCACUAUGUAUGGUAACAAACUUUCCUGAAUUUUACUUCAUAAUAAUUUUAGAUAAAGGAGAGAUCCAGAGGCUAGAAUCAAUGAUAGAUUUCAUGGCUUUAGAAUUUCAUGAAUACCCACCAGAAAGAAAUGAAUAUAUUCCCAGUACUCAAAGAAGAAUCUAAAAGGGGCCGAUUGCCCUUUGAUAGAUAGAUGGGACCAUUAGAAUUUUUCUUGCUUGUUUUAUGAAUCCCAUCACUUUCCAAAUAAAAAUAAAGCACCCGGAUUGAAUUUAUAAAAUCAGGGGGAUUUGCAAAAGGAAAUACCAACAAAUCCUGGAGUAUCAAUAAUGGCACUUGGGAAGAAAAGUUGUGACAGUAUUCUAUUUCAGGCUAUGUAAUCCUUUCACUCAGGGUUGGGUGACAUCAGUUUGUAAAAAGUCACUGAAUAUCCCCCAAACUGACUUUUAUAAAACAGUAGCAAGUGCCUCCUCUGCCCUUAACAAUGCCAUGGAGUUAGGAAGAAUUAAAAGAAAAGUCCAUAGUUUUCUAGCUGUGGAAAAAUUGUAUCUGUGCAGAAUUUGUAAACAAUGUUAAAUAAGCAGUUUAUCUUUUUGCCGACUCAUUUUGGACUUCUUAAAUAUGUUUUUAAAUUGAGAUAUUUGUAGAUUUCUGAAGACUUACCCCUUAACACAGUGCAUGUUCUGUAGAAAGUGUGGCCGACUCUUUCUGCCUUACAUUGGAUUCAGGACCUCAGGGCAGUUAGUUGACCUUCUUUUUCCCAACAAAGCUAUACCUGACCUGGCAAUUGGUGAUGAGUGAAAUUCGAGACUGCCUGCAACAGGAAUACUUGUUUGGAAUCCACAGUAUCAGCGAAGGGCAGCAAUUUCAUUUCAGUCUUAACUGGACAUUCUUCAGGAAAGCAUCUGUUGGUAGGGGCAUCUAGGAUGCCAUUCGGUGGGGUUACUUACUAUCGGGUCUCACGUUGUGUGCCCAUAAACUGCUUCUUGAGCAACCUGGUGUCUGAAGUGCUUACAAAAUCUUAUGAUUUACCUGAAAUAAAAGCCACAGGUUGUUUUAUUGGUCUGCAUAUUCCUAUUUGGAGAGAGGUAUGAUCAACCAUGUAAAAGUUCAGAAAGGAAUAUAACAGAUUCACAUGUGUUACUAAUGUUAAGUGAAUAGUGUGCUGCCUCUCGUGUUCAUUCAAUCCCACUUUCAAGCGGUUUCACUAGUAAAGCUAGGUUUGACUUGCCCAAUCCAAAAGAUUGCUCACGGGUUGAGAGUGCCUUUUUUGUUUCGUUUUUUGAGAACUAGCAAUGACUAUUCAUGUUCAAAGUACUGUUGCCCAAAGUAGCCUUCGAAAUGUUUUCUGGCAACAUAUUCUUCUCCUCCAAUAAAAAUCUGCGCCCUCUCCCUUUUUUUUUUUUUUUUUUUUUUUUUUUUUGGUUUUUCGAGACAGGGUUUCUCUGUAUUGUUUUGGAGGCUGUCGGUCCAGCUUGGCCUCGGACUCACAGAGAUCCACCUGCCUCUGCCUCCCAAGUGCUGGGAUUAAAGGCAUGCGCCACCACUGCCCGGCUGCCCUCCCCGUUUUAUUCCAUUGAAACAAACAAACAAACAAAAACAUUAUGGGUUUGUAAUAGAAAGCAACUGAUUGUUUUCAAACAAACAAGACCCACUCAAUUUCUUCCCUCAUUUGUGAAUUUUUCAUGAGGGAUUUUAGGCAGUUUUGCUCACUAAGAAUUAAAAAUCAAACUGCAGAGUUCAGCAGCAUGUGCAAGUGUUUUCUUUAUUAGAUGUGGUGCUAAAUCAUUUUGAUGCAGCACUUUUGUCCCAUUUCAUUUGUUUGCUGAAUGCUCUCCUGGGGUCUACAAGUAAAAAUCCCGCUUUUGCUGAACCCUGGAGUUUUGUAUAUGUCUGUGGUAAUGCAUUGUAGAUUUGUGUCAACCCCUUUUUUGGUGUAGGCCUUACGGGAGAAACAUAAUAGCUUACUUUGUGCUUGUCACUCGGUGGCUUAGUAAAGAAUGUAAUGGAACUAACUGUUACGACUACUUUAUCUCUCGAUAUUAUUUAAGUUGUGAAAAGUAUUUUCUCGUAUCUUCUUUUUGUCUUAUCAAACAAGGGCCUGAGUUGUUUUUAUUAAAUAGGGGUUUCGUAUGCUUUCCUUGUAUGUGCUGCUAAUCCUGUAAGGAGAUGUCUGUAAAUGUGCUUUGUUCAUUUGUUUGAAUUUCUCAGGUAGAAAGCCAUGUAACCUAGGUAAUUUGAAAACACAACCAAAUCAAUGUGUUUUUGUUGCAAAACUGUUUGAACGUGUUGUUUUUAAUAACAGUGAUUGAUUCCACUUUGGGGGAAGUUUCUAUCUGUAGUAUGAUAUGUUGCACUAAUGUUGCUCUUUUUGCUUAUUUGCAUUGUUAGAGAAAUGAUGCGUAUUUUAAUUUUCAUAUAUUUAAAAAUAAAAUUGUCAAUAGUAACAA
Mesocricetus auratus (golden hamster) is the source of this 6349-nucleotide messenger RNA. Its product is annotated as A-kinase anchor protein 17B. Bases 710 to 3466 code for a protein of 918 amino acids. Lineage: Eukaryota; Metazoa; Chordata; Mammalia; Rodentia; Cricetidae. Gene Ontology annotation, molecular function: RNA binding. The record is from RefSeq and is a predicted model, not a curated record. The transcript is spliced from 7 exons.